Plasmodium relictum is the source of this 8709-nucleotide messenger RNA. RefSeq names its product conserved Plasmodium protein, unknown function. The record is from RefSeq and is a predicted model, not a curated record. Lineage: Eukaryota; Apicomplexa; Aconoidasida; Haemosporida; Plasmodiidae. Bases 1 to 8709 code for a protein of 2902 amino acids. The transcript has 5 exons.
AUGAUUUUGUUUAAAAGAAAUGCUGAAUCCGUUUGUUUAUGUAAAUACAAAAACAAAGAAUAUUUAAUUUUGGCAAAAAUAAUUGUUAAAAAUAGUCCUAAAGAGAAAAAAGAUUCAUUUAAAGGAAUAUUAAUAAAAAAAUACAAUAGUUCUAAUUUUAAGUUAGAAAAAAAAAAAAUUUCAAAAUUUGUUGAUAUAAUUGAUUUUAACAAUUAUGAUGAAAAAAAAAAAAUCAUUAAGAUAAAUGGCAUGUUUUAUUUUACUUCAUUUAAAAAAGACAAAUAUAAAGAAACCAUUUUAUGCAUAAUUUUAUCCUCGUUUUUUUUACUUUUCUUCUCUAUAAAAAAUUUAACAUUUCUGCAUUUUACAACAUUAAAAGAAAACUACAGUGAGAGUUUUAAAGAAAAUAGCAUUUUUAAUUGGUUUUUGAUAAAUAACAAAAAAGAAUUUUUCAACUGUGUAUUAUUUAUACAAAAGAAGAGACAAGAACUAGAAAUUUACUUUUUAUAUGAUUACAUUAAAAGUAAAGGAGUAAGAGGAUACAAUAAAUAUUCUUUAUUUUUUAGUGAUUAUUUAAUUUGUAUAGAAAAAAUAAAAUAUAUGAACAAUAAGCAUAUUGAAUCAGAAGGAGAAGAAAAUUAUAUUCCUAUAAAUAGAAAAAAUAACUUUUCAACCAAAAAGAAAAAAAAAAAUAUAAAUAUUCUUUCUUCAAAAAUAUAUUCCAGUAAUAGAAAAAGUGAAAAUAAUAUUGAAGAGUUUUCAAAAAAUAAUAAACCAAAUAUUUUUCAUAAGAGAAGAUAUUGUAAACAUCAUAAAAAUGAUAAAUUUAUCAAAAAAAGAAUCAUUAAUUUAAAUAUAAAGUAUAAAAAAAAUCACAAUAGAGAAAAUUUACAUAGUAACAAUGGAAAUGAAGGUAUUAAUUAUUCAGAGAACAUAUACGAAAGUAAAAAUAAUAGAGAAAAUAUUAAAUUAAAAAAGAGUAAUAAUAAAAUUAUCAAACAAAUAAAUACAAAAAAAAGUAUUAUUUCGUUUAGCACUGUCGAAAUUUUAGAGGAGAAUAUAUAUUAUGAUCAAAAGAGCAAACAGUUAAAAAAAAAAGUAGAUAAAGUAGAAAAAAAAAGUAGAAAUUGUAACUUUAUGAAAAAAAAUAAAACAAAAAAAAAUUCAGAUAAUUUAAGUUUAGAAAAUGCUAUAUCUUAUACAAAAGAAGAAAAUAAUACAAUACAUGAUAAAUUCAUUUUAGAUACACUAAAAAAAAAAUUUUCUUCUGUUUGUAUACACGGAGGUAUUAAAAAAAAAAGUAUAAAGAGUUUUAAAAAAAAAAAAAAUUAUUAUAAUUUAUUUUUAGUUACGAAAAAAUUGACUUUUUAUGUAUAUAAAUUAUGUUGUUUCAGUUAUAUUUUUAAGUAUUGUUAUUGUGUUAUUGAUUUAUCAAAAGAUUAUUUAUACAAUUUUCCUAUAUUAGGAAAUAACACAUUAGAUAUUUUUCUUAAUAAUAAAUAUAAUUAUCAAAACACUCAGAGUUAUGAUUAUUUUAAUUUGUCUAAUGAAACUGUCCAAAUUAAAAAAAACUUUUUUACGUGUAAACAAUUAAAAAAUAAUAUUUAUGUAUCUAUAUGUUUUAAUAAAAACAUUUUAGGAAUAGCAAGUAGUAACGGAAAACUUUAUUUUUAUGAACUGUCAUAUAUACAAGAAAAAUUUAUUUGCAAUUUUUUACAAAAAUGUGACUUUAAUUUUUCUUUAAUCUCAUUUAUAUGGAUAAAAAAACAAAAAAAUAAAUUUUUAUUUACCGAUAAUUGUAAUAAAAUUUAUAUAGGUGAACUUAUUUAUAACAAUACUAAUAAUACUUAUUCUAUUGCCAUUUAUAAUUCUCAUAUAAAAUUAAAUGGAGAUAUAUUUUUUACUUUACCUAAUGAAUUUUUUUGUAAAAAAAAAAAGUCUUUUGCUUGUUUUUUUUCUCUGAGUCCUUUCUUUUUAACUUUUUAUUUUUCUAAAAACAAAUUUUAUAUAAUUAUUUUAAAUUUAUAUUCGAAAUUUUUAAAGUAUCCUUUCUAUAAAAUUUCUUCAGAAUUAUUUAUUCAUAAUAAUCAAUUGUAUGAAUAUAGAAAUAGUCAUAUUUUUAUUCAUAGUAUACUUAAUAGGAAUAUUAAUUUAGUAAGCAUCAUAGAUAUAAUUAAUAGAAAGAAGAAGUAUUUUUUUCCAUUAUUACGUAAAAAAAUAUUAGAAAAAAUAGAAAAAAAAAAUAAUGUAAAUAAAAAGAAAAAUUCAAGGAAACAAAAAAUUCGAAGUUUUAAUUAUGAAUUUUAUAAUAAAAAAAAAAAUUCUCGAGAAAUUCGUAACAAUAAUUUUUCUUUUGCUCUAAUUAGUUGUUAUAUAUCUAUCAAAAAAAAUUAUCCAAAUAAAAUAAUUAAAAACCAUGAGGAAAUGUUUGAAUCAGAUAUUUUAUUAAUAAAAAUUGAAAAAACAUUUCAAAUAUUUUAUAUUUUUAAAAAUUCAUUAAAUGCAUGUUUUUUUAACCGUAGGCAAAUUGUCUUACUAAAAAGAAAUGUAUUUUUAAAUGAAUGUAAAACAGAAGAUAUAAAUAUUUAUUCUUCUCAUUUGUUUAUCUUCACAAUUUAUGAUAAUUGUAUUUUAAAUGAGACAAAUAAAUAUAUAAAACAAAAAGUUCAAAAUGUUUUUACUCAUUCAGUGUUCAAUAAUAUCCUUUUUAUGUGGUCUGCUGAUAAGGGAGGUAAAUUAUUUUACACUUAUUUAAAAAAUUAUAAAAAUAAUAAUGAUAAAGAUUUAAAAUUAAAAAGUAUAUUUAAUGUAAUUAAAAAUAAAAAUAUUAGUAUUCCUAUUCAAUCUAUUCAAUGGAAAAAAUAUAAUAAUACACAAAUAUCUCUUAUAAUAUUAACACCUUAUUAUCUUAUUAUUUUUUUUAUUAACAAUUGCAAAAGUAAUAUAAUUGUUAUAGAAAAAAUCAUAAAAUUUGAUUUUAGAAAAGUAUUUGGUAACGGGAUAUUAAUUGAAAGUUUGAAGAUAAAAAAAAAAGAAAAUUUGUUUGCUCUAUCUACUUGUAAUUGUAUAUAUAUAUUUAGUUACAACGACUUUUAUGAAAAAAUUUAUUUGAAAGCACUUAGAAGAUUACAAAAUAAAAAAAUAAAGAAAAAAAAAAAACAUUUAAUUUUAAAAAUAUCUUCUAAAUCUUUAACAUACGUUAUACUUCAACAAAAUAAUUAUCCUUUAUUAAAUAAAAUAAAGUCAAAAACUAUAUCAAAAACAGCAAAGAAUAUAUCAAAGGAAAAUAUCGUCCAAGGAAAAGUAAUAAUAGGAAAUAAUUUAUUAAAUGAACUAGAAGAAAAGAAAAAAAAAAUAAAAAAAUAUUUAGAUAGAGUACAUUAUAAAAAUUUAGUGCAAAUUAAAAAAAAAUUUCUGUUAAUUAUUUUAAAACAAAAAGUCAACUAUCUUAGUGCUUAUAAAAAUAACAAUAUAAAACAUUACAAAAAAGUUAUUAAGUUUAAAGAACUAUACAACUGUAAAAAAAGGAAUAAAAAUUAUAAGAUAAAAAAAAAUGUAUCAAUUAGAACCAGUGAUGGUUUUUUUUCAUAUGAACAUAUUUUUAAAGAUUUGAAUGCAUAUAAAUGUAAAAUAGCACAAUUAUAUGAACCUUUUUUUGAUAAAAAUUAUUUUUCAAUAAGAACAAAUUAUAUACAGAAACAUGAGAGUUCUGACGAAGAAUCACUUCUGAAUUUCUUUUAUAAUACUUGGAUAAAUAACUUAAGUAAAAAUACAAGAAAAUCAUUUGAAAAUCAUUUUGAUAAGCCCCAUUUUUCAAAUUCUUUACUAUUAGAGAGCAUAGUAGAAAAAAUGGAAAAAAAAAAAAAAAAAAAAAAUUUUACAUUUCAAAAUUAUUUUAAAAAAUCUAUGAAUUCUACAUGUAAUUUUAGCAAUAAUUAUAAUGAAAAUAUAAUUCACCAAAAUAGGCCACAAAUAAAAGAAACAAAUAAAAAAAAGGAAUAUUGCAUAAAACCCCUGGGGUUAGUUGUAUAUUAUAGGUGUACAGAGGGAAGUAAAGAUAUUUUAAAUGAUGCAUCUGGUUGCAAUAGAACAGCAACACUAAAAAAUUACAAAGAAUCAAGUUCCGUAUGGUUUUAUAAAUUAAAAAAAAACGAACUUUUAAUUAAUGAAGAUAAAUGGGGAAAAAAAAUAAAAGAAAAUUAUUGUCUAAAAUUAGGCGGUAAAUCAAAUUGUUAUAUUGAAAUAAAAUCAGAUGACUGCUUAGAACUUUUAGGUGGUAGUUAUAGUAUGAAUGAAAAAAGCAUAGAAAUAAAAAAAGAAAUUCAUAAAAAUUUAUUGAACGAAAAUAACGAAGGUUUUACUUUUGAGAUGUGGAUAGGAAUUAAAGAAGAAUUUUUAAAUAAACAUAAAUUUUCAAAUAAAGAUAAAAAAAAACAUAUUUGUUUAGUUCAAAAAGGGGAAAAUGAAUGGAAUAUAAAUUUAAUUAUUGAUAAGGAUAAAUGCUAUUUUUUAAUAAAUUUCAAACAAAAAAAAUAUCAAUUCGAUCAUUUUUCAUUUGAAUAUUUAAGAAGUAUUAAAUUGAAUAAUUACUACUGGAGUAGUAUAUCUAUUGUAUUUAAUUUAACCAUUGAUCUUAUUUAUGUAAUUUUAUCAGGAAAUGAUACUUAUUUUUUGAAUAUGUGUAAUAAUUCUUAUAUAAUUUUUUAUAAUAGUUUAUUAUAUCCAACUAAUUUUUUUAUAGAUAACAAUAAAAAAUUAUCAUUAUAUAUAGGUAUAAAACCAAGCGAUGGUAACAAAAAUGGUGAUGAAGAAAACACUUUUAUUCAUAAUGAUAAAAAUAAAUUAAUAUCAAAUAAAAAUAAAAAAUACUCCAAAGAAUUCAUUUCUUUUUUAAUAACUGACAUAAGAUUAUUUGCUACAAGUCGUUCAGCAGUUAUUGUUAUUAAAGAAAAUAAGGCAAUAUUAACUGGUGAUUUUGAUUAUGAAAAAAAUAAAGAAGAUAUAAGAAAUAUUAAAAUAAAAGAUAAAAAUGAGCUCAAUAAUACCCACACACAUAAAAUAGAACAGUUAAUAGAUGACUCAAAGAAUAAAAAAUCUUCAUUUAACAGUUUUGAUUCUUUCAAUUUAGACAACACAAAAAAAGAAGUAUAUGAUUAUGAUAUAUUAUCAAAUCAUUCUAAUGAUAACAACAAAAAAUGGAAUAAUAAAAAUGAAGACGAAUAUAAAAAAGAAGAGAAAACAAAUCAACUAAAUAAUGAGACGAAACUGAAUAAGAAUAAAUGGGGUAAACUUAUUCCUGAAAUAAAUAAAAAAGAAAACAAUUUUUUUAAAAUAAAUGAGGAAGAAAAGGAUAUUAAAGAUAAAUUUAGUGAGUUUAAUAAUGAAAUAGAAGAAAUAAAAAAAAAAUUUAAUCAGAUUAACGAUGAAAUAAAAGAAAAAGAAAAAGGAAAAGAUGAAAGAAUUAUGAUCAAUAAUGAGGAAUUUUUUAAAUUUGAUUCUGAAAAAAGUAAUGAUUCUAUAAAUGAUUUUUCUUAUAAUAAAUUAUCUUCUAAUCAAUCUUAUUUAUCCAAUGAAAGUUUAUAUGAAAAUAAAAAUUGUAACAAAAUUAAUAGUAAAAUUGAAGAGAAAAAAUCAAAUGAAAUAUCUUUUUCACUUAAUUCCAUUUCAAAGAUUAAUAAAAAAGAAAAUUUAAGUGAAGAGAAUUAUAACAUAUUACAAACAGAUAAAAAUUCCAACAAAGAACAAAGAGAAAAUAAGUUGAAUUUCUUUGAUGAAAUAAAUGAAGAUAAAAAAAAUAAUGAACUGAAUGCAAACGAAGAAAAAUCAUUUAAUUAUAAUUUUUCUAAAAGUGAUGAAGUAAAUGAUAAAUUACUGAAUUUUAAUUUUUCUAAUGAUAAUAAUAAUGAUAAAGAAAAUGGAUAUGAAAAAGACCCAUGUGUAUUUGAUCAAAACAACACUUUUGAAACAAGAAAAUAUUCCUGUGAUAAAAAUGUUUCCCUUUUUGAUGAUAUUCAUAAGUAUAACAAAAAAGAUGCUAAAUUAAAAAAAGUAAUCAGUAAAGAUUUAAAAAAUGAAAAUGAAAUUAAUUUAAAAAAAGAAUCAAAAGAACAUUAUAAUGAAAAAUAUAUUAAUAUUAUUCUUAAUGAAUUUAAAGAUAAAUUAAAAAAUGAAUUCUUUGAUAUUUAUGUUGAUAAAAUUAAAAAGAAACUAAGUAAUAGUAACAUAAAAAAGGAAGAAACAUUGGAAAAUAUUAAAUAUCAAAGCCAAAAUGAAAGUGAAAAUGAGAACGAAAACGAGAACGAAAAAUUGACUAUAAAUUAUAUAAAAAGCAAAUAUCAAGAAUUAGUUAAAAAAAAAGAAUUUUUAGAAAAAAAAAAAUCCUAUGAUAAAAAAAAAGAAGAAUUAAAAAAGUUUAAAGAAAAAUCGCAAAUUGAAAAGGAAAUGGAUGAUUAUAUAAAAGAGCAUCAAUUAAUGAACGAAUAUUACAUAAAAAAAUAUAAAUACGAUAGUGAAAACUCGUAUAGAACAAAUAGAAAAAGUGAUGAAUAUGAAGAGGACAUGAGUAUGAGUUGGAAUAAUGAAAAAAUUGCACAUUUAAAAAAUGACCAAAGCAAUUUUAUCAAAAAAAAUAGUAACUCUAUGAAUUCAGAUAAAAGUGAUUUUUCUGUUUAUAAAAAAUAUAAAUUAAAAAAUUUUAAUGAAAUUGAUUUAUCUUCUAGUGAAAAUAAUUGUGAAAAGAAAAAAAAAAGAAAAGAAAAAAAAAAAGAAAAAAAAUGGAAUAAAACAGAUUUUAUGUUUAACAAUUGUAAAAAAAUUAAUGAAGAAACUAUAAAAUAUGAAGAGAGUAAAAGUAAUGAAAUUAGUAUUCUUUCAGAUAUAAAGAAUGAAAAAAAAGAAGAAAAAAAGCAAAAAGAGAAAAAAGUUAGAGAUAAUAUAUUUUCUUUUUCAUUUGAAAAUACUAAAAAAAAACAUAUAGAUGAAUUAGACAACUAUAAAAGAAAUUUAAAAAACGGAAAUGGAAUUGAUACAAGCCUUAAUAAUUUAAUGAAUAGUAAAAAUAUAGAAGAAAAUAUAAUGAAAAAAGAAAAAGAUAACGAUAAUACAAUAAAUCAAGAGGAUAUAAAUAUUGGUAAAAAAUAUUAUAAAUAUAUUUGCCCUUUAACACCAUAUGAACUAUUUAUUAUUAAACAUUUCUUUAAAAAUGGAAUAAAUUUGGAAUUAAAAGAAUUCAGAAAUAAAAGUUAUCUGUCUAGUCCAAUGAAUACUAUUUCAAAAUAUAUAUCAAGAAAUCCUAAUAAUGUAAGAUAUAUAAAAUAUAAGAUUUUUCUAAUGAAAUCAUUACUUAAAAUUAGUUUAAAAUAUAUUAUAGAAAAAAAAUAUACAAAAGCUUUAAAAGGAUGUAUUAAAAAUGGAGAAUAUAUAAAAAAUUUUAUUAGAAGUUAUUGUAUUUUAAAAACUAGAAAAAUAAAAAAUGAUCACAAAUAUUUUGAGUUUUAUCUAAAUUUAGAGAAUGUACAUUUUACAAUGAAUGAAUUAAAAAAUAUUUUAAAAAGUAACGUAAGAAAUAUUAUUAUCUGUAAGAUUUUAAUAUUAAUUAAUGAGUACAAGCAUUAUAAAUAUAUAGAAAAUUCUUCUUUAAUUUUGAUAUUAUACUCUAUUUUGUGUAGAAUAAUAGUAAAUAAAAAGUUACUGAACUAUGUUUUAAAAAAAUUUAUGUUACAUUUAUUUAUAAGAGGCUGUUUAUUUUAUGUUCAAAAGAUUUGCGAAUUUUUUUUUUUAAUUUUUCCUUAUGAAAAAAAUAAUUUAAUCAUAUCUGAAUUAUAUGAGCUUUCAAAAAAUUCUUUUCUAAGAUAUUCUACAUUUUACAAUGGUAAUAAAUUUGCAUUAAUAAACGAUUAUCAUUUAAAUUUUGAGAAUUGUAUAAAAGAAUUUUCUCCUGAGUGGGGUUAUUACAUUUAUACUACAAGCAACUUCAAUAUAUUUUCUUCCAAUAUUAAAUUUAACGGCUUUUUAAAAAAAAAUCUUGAUUUUUCUUUGAUUUCAGAAGAAAAAUAUGAAUUUUUACUUCAUACGAAUUCCCCAAUUGCUAAUAAUAUCAAAACUUUCAGUAGUAUUGAUAAAAGUAGUAGUAAUAACAAUGAGAAUAAUAAAAAUAAUAAUAACCGUAGAGACAGCAGUAAUAUAUUACAAAAUCAUUCGAAUUUAGACAAUAUAAAAACAUUAUUAAAAGUGAAUAAAUAUAGCCAAAAAACUUCCUUACUUAAUUAUUUAUUAAAUUAUGAAAAAAAAAAAAGGAAUUAUUAUAUUAUUGAUGAUAGUUUAAAGCAUAUUGAGUUUAGUAGAAAAAAGACAAAUUAUAAUUUAGAAAAAAAAGUUCAACUCGAAAAUCGAAACUUUUCGAAAGAUAAACAAUUAGAUCACCUUAUGGACAAAGUUACUCAUGAUGAUUAUUUGGAUUUAUCUAAAUAUUCUUAUAAAAAUAUAUAUCUUUUAGGUAAUUGCCCCUAUUGUAAUAAUGUUUUUAAUUUUUUUACAAGAUCUUGUAAUAUUUGCCAACGAUUUGUCCAUAUAUGUUAUUAUUUUUUUAUUUACUGCACAUAUAAAUACCAUUGUAAAUUAUGUGAUGCAACCUAUUCUGAAAAGUGUCUAGAAAAAUUUAAAAAUGGUUUUAAUUGUUUCUAUUGCGGUCUUUUUUUCAUAAGUAAAUAA